This is a messenger RNA of Serpula lacrymans var. lacrymans S7.9, 369 nucleotides long. RefSeq lists its product as uncharacterized. The record is from RefSeq and is a predicted model, not a curated record. Bases 1 to 369 code for a protein of 122 amino acids. The transcript is spliced from 2 exons. NCBI's taxonomy places the organism in Eukaryota, Fungi, Basidiomycota, Agaricomycetes, Boletales, Serpulaceae.
AUGUCAAACGCUGCCAUGCCCCGGAAGAUGUUAGAGAAGGAAUUUAAUAUCCGUUUUGUGUCUUCCUCACCGUAUACAUCCCCCAUGGAGCUUAUAAAAGCUGUUCAAAACUCUAUUAGUGACACAGCGAAUACUGGUGUAAUAAUAUGGGACUGCAAGUAUGAUGAGGAAGUCAUGCUAAUGCCUUAUAAUUUAUUUGUAGCUGGCAACAAUCCAAUGCAACCUGAGGAAUGCAGCCAUGCUGGCCUCAAAUGUAACUAUUUUUGCCAGACCUGCAAAGUUGGAGGGACACAAGUGGAAAAGAAGUCUGACCAAGGCAAUCAGAAAAUUGGUGUGUCAACAAAGAUGGGCUUAAGGUCCCAAUUCUAG